UGGAGUAGGACAACACAUCGUCAGUGCUCUGACAGCGCCUUCAUUCAUUUUCUGGAUAUACAGUUGGAAGCACUGCACCUGUCUAACUGUCCGAUGACCAUGUUGGAUCUAUUAUUUUAAGACGACGGCUCACUAAGAGACCAUGUUAUCGCGCCAGUCACAUCGGGAGAGCCUCAACCUCGGUUAUAGCCAAGUAAAAUGGAGGAUAGUUUCGAUUGUGACUGUGGCGAACUUGAGCCACCUGAUCACUGAGGCUCUAAAUUAACUUCAAUCUAAAGGCCAGGCUCUGCACAAUUUAUUUUGAUCAAGGCACGACAUAGGAAACUUAUUCAGAAAGUUAAAAAAUAUAUAUAUACACAUAUACCCCCAAAAAAAUCUAAGCAAAAGCGUGCAUACUGGCACAUUUUCCAUGAAGCUGCUCAGGACCAGUUAUACACUGAAUGUAUACCACUGUGAGGAUGCAACUCCAUGUUUUUAGAGCCUAACAGUGCAUUUUUAAUUGGCCUCAACAUUCAUUCCAUUUAUUUCUUUGAGAGGAAGAACUGCUCUGUUAAGUAGAGCCACCCACCAGUAGUGGAGUAGGAAUUUUAAAAUUGUCCUCACUCAAGAUGAAAAACGUUAACUACUGCUAAUCUGACCGUGACGGCUGCACGGGGGAGGAGGUAGAGUACAGGGAGUUAGUUGGAGGGGGCCAUUUUUGGGAGGGGAGGGGUCUUCUAUUAAUUUUAACGUUAAACAGCCCUAACAUUAGGGGAGCCUGGCGUAAAAGUUUAAAUUUUCAUCAUGGCCGAGAAGUUUGAGUCGCUGAUGAACAUACAUGGCUUUGACCUGGGCUCACGGUACAUGGACUUGAAGCCUCUCGGAUACGGAGGGAACGGCCUGGUCUUCUCUGCCGUCGACACAGACUGUGACAAGCGUGUGGCUGUGAAGAAGAUUAUCUUGACCGAUCCCCAGAGUGUCAAGCACGCCCUGCGAGAAAUUAAGAUUAUAAGGCGCCUGGACCACGACAACAUUGUCAAGGUCUUUGAAACGCUGGGCCCUAGCGGUCGCAGGCUAACCGAGGAUGUGGUGUCCCUGACCGAGGUCAACUCGGUCUACAUCGUGCAGGAGUACAUGGAGACUGAUCUGUGUCAGCUGCUGGAGCGUGGCCUUCUCUCUGAAGGUCACGCCAGGCUCUUCAUGUACCAGCUCCUCAGGGGGCUAAAGUACAUCCACUCUGCCAACGUUCUGCACCGAGACCUGAAGCCCGCCAAUCUAUUUGUCAACACGGAGGACCUGGUGCUCAAGAUUGGCGACUUCGGUCUGGCCCGCAUCAUGGACCCCCACUACUCCCACAAGGGUCACCUGUCUGAAGGUCUGGUUACCAAGUGGUACAGGUCUCCCCGCCUGUUGCUGUCACCAAACAACUACACCAAAGCCAUCGACAUGUGGGCUGCCGGUUGUAUAUUCGCAGAGAUGCUUACCGGGAAAACACUUUUCGCGGGGGCUCACGAACUGGAGCAGAUGCAGCUGAUCUUGGAGUCAAUCCCAGUACUGCGAGAGGAAGACUGCCAGGAGCUCCACAGCGUCAUCCCCGUCUUCAUCCGCAACGACAUGUCCAAACCUCAGACGCCGCUUACCAAGCUGCUGCCUGACGUCAGUCCUCAAGCCCUGGAUUUCCUAGAGAAGAUUUUGACCUUUAACCCCAUGGACCGUCUCACCGCCGAAGAAGCUCUGGCUCAUCCCUACAUGGCCGACUACUCCUUCCCCCUGGACGAGCCCAUUUCUUUGCACCCGUUCCACAUAGAAGAUGAAGUUGACGAUAUCCUGCUCAUGGACCAGAGCCACAGCCAUACGUGGGACAGGUAUCACGAGAGCCAGUUGUCCGAGGCCGACUGGCACCUGCACAGCAUACAUGACCCAGAAGAAGUCCAAGUGGACCCGAGAGCCCUCUCUGACGUCACGGACGAGGAAGUGGUUCAGGUGGACCCUCGGAAGUACGCCGACGGCGAUCGGGAAAAGCUCCUGGACGAGCCUUCCUUCGACUACUCUGCGCCGUUCUCGUCGGAGCGUUCGUGGCCGGACGAGCACCACGAGAACAAAUACUGCGAUCUGCAGUGUAGCCACACGUGCAACUACAAGGCCGUGUCCCCCUCUUACCUGGACAACCUGAUCUGGCGGGACAGCGAAGUCAACCACUACUACGAGCCCAAGCUCAUCAUCGACCUCUCCAACUGGAAGGAGCAGCAGAGCAAGGAGAAGGCAGACCGCAAGGCCAAGAGCAAGUGCGAGAAGAACGGGCUGGUAAAGGCCCAGAUGGCCAUGCGCGAGGCCGAGAAGAUCCAGAGUGUGGCCGAGAAGAUCCAGAGUGUGGCUGAAAAGGACCGCGAGCAAGAGAAACAUCAGCCGCCUGGCCAGCGAGGCUUCGACUUUGACUCCUUCAUCGCCAGCACUAUCAAACUCAGCCUGCAGCCCGACACCCUCCAAGAGGUAGCACUCAACCAGGUGGGCCUCCUCAAUGAGCUGAAUUCUUCCGUCUCCCAGCUGGAGGCUCCCCGCUCGGGCUCUGUUUCCAAAUCCGUGAGUCAAGAGAAGGAGGAGAAGUGCCUGGUCAACCUGGCCCAGCUUGGAGGCUCCGCGGUGGUCGGCAGCGACGGCCCCUGGCCCGCGUGCCCUUGGGAGGCCUUCGGAUCGGGGGAGGUGUGCCGGGACGCCGGCUUCCAGAAAGAAAGCGCCUACACCAGCUACCUGGAUCACCUGUUCGGCCGGCCGGACGAGGGCGUCGCAGAGCCCGCCGUCCCCCUGGAGACGGAGACCCCGGAGGCCGGGGAGAACGAGUCGGACGAGGGCUUCCUGACCCGGAGCGCCGAGAUCGUGCUGAACGUGCAGUUGGACUCUCUGGGCCCGGACGAGCUGCCGCUGAAAUCCAUCCAGGCCUCGUUAACCCCCUGCGCUGUCAAAUGCUCUCCGCAAAUUGCCCACAAAACCUACAGCAGCAUCUUCAAACACCUUAACUAGAAAGAAAAAAAAAGUAACAUAAUUUUGUCCUCUUUUUCUUCUACCGUAUAUUCUACUUGAAUCAUUUCAUACUUUUUUAAAGGUUAUUUUAUGUCAAUUUUAAAAGAUGGAUGAUUUCUUACAUUUAAGCAGUUUUGGCCAUUGAACCUUGACGCCCAGGCCUUCAUUGGUUUCUGUCUAUGCCCUCAUAGCUUGAACUGGCCCGUCACUCGCACACUUAACGUACUGUAGACAAACGGAAACCGGGCAGCGGCGGUCGAGCGUCAUAAUUUGGCCGUGAGAAUUUUGACUUAAAUGAAAGCUUCCUUCGCAGCCCUUUCAUACUGUAAAUGUGACACGUGAUGCCAGCAGCAGCAACCAUUAUCGUAGGCGUUAAUGUAAUGUGUUAUCUACCUCAAGGUAACAGCUGCGAGAGACACUCGAAGCCGCACUAGUGCUUUACACACCACCACCAUCCUCGAAACCAAGUGGUCUCAUAGUUGAAAUCUGUCUCACCUUAGCGUUUAACAUAGGUGUUUUUCAGUGAUCAUUAUUUAUUUCUAGCAGAUAUUUAUUUGAUCGACAAUUUGUGUCAUUUCAAUGUGAUUAUUGAAGCGCGAGCGAGGGGAGAGAAGUCGGGCAGACCAUUUUCAUUUCGGCACUAUUCGGCGUCCAAGUGUCUUUUGUUUUAUGCUAGGAUGCAAAUUCAUCUGUUGAUGCUUUCCAUUUUUUUUCCAUCAAUUUUGUCCAUGUGGACAUUUUUUAUUUAUAGGUGCAAUCUGUUCGUAUUGGAAAAACUAAUUUAAAGCAGCGCCUACAAGUCUUACUUUUUUUUUUUUUAUCUAAAUGAAAUGUGUAAAACAUUGCGUGCAUGGAGGCAAGAGAAAAGUACAUUUAAAGUAAAUGGUGAGUAUAUUGUACGUCAGUUUUAUUUGUACAUCUUUUUUUUUUUUUUCUCCAUUUCUAUGUACUUUUUUCAAGCGAGCAUGCUGAAUUAGGUUAAAGGUGUAGCAUGUAGAACACAUGAACUUUUUUUGUAAUCAUUGGUUCUCCUGUUCUACAAAAUGUCAAAAUAAACUUACAGGCAAACA
Messenger RNA from Corythoichthys intestinalis (scribbled pipefish), 4067 nucleotides. It is a transcript of the gene mapk6, whose product is annotated as mitogen-activated protein kinase 6. Gene Ontology annotation, cellular component: nucleus; cytoplasm. Gene Ontology annotation, biological process: protein phosphorylation; intracellular signal transduction. The record is from RefSeq and is a predicted model, not a curated record. Gene Ontology annotation, molecular function: MAP kinase activity; ATP binding. The coding region runs from base 784 to 2997 and encodes 737 amino acids. Lineage: Eukaryota; Metazoa; Chordata; Actinopteri; Syngnathiformes; Syngnathidae. The transcript is spliced from 8 exons.